GUAAACUGUAAUGUUGUUGUAAUAUGGGAAAAACUUUGUAAUUAGGUAUUUAUAAAUGCGAAAGCAAUCAAAGAAUUUAAAACAUUGUCUUGGCUACUUGAAGCUUUCUUUAUUUCAUUAAUGCACUAUAUUGCUGAAUAAAUCAAAAUGAGUAACAUUUAUAUACAAGAACCGCCUGCACUAGGCAAGGUUUUGCUUAAAACAACUGCAGGAGACAUAGAUAUUGAGUUGUGGACUAAAGAAACGCCCAAGGCAUCAAGGAAUUUUAUACAGCUAUGUUUAGAGGGAUAUUACAAUGGCACAAUAUUCCACCGAGUGGUCCCAGGGUUCAUUGUACAGGGCGGUGACCCAAAUGGUGACGGAACUGGUGGUGACUCAAUAUAUGGAGCUCCUUUCAAGGAUGAGUUCCAUUCUAGGCUCCGUUUCAACCGCCGAGGGUUGGUGGCCAUGGCCAAUGCUGGCAAAGACGACAAUGGAUCUCAGUUCUUUUUCACAUUAGGUGCCACACCUGAAUUGCAAAACAAACAUACAAUAUUUGGAAAAGUAAUUGGUGACUCGAUCUACAAUGUCCUCAAACUGACAGAGGGUCUGAUUGGGCCGGAUGAUAGACCAGAGCACCCUCACAAGAUCACCAGCACUGAGGUCCUCAUCAACCCAUUUACAGACAUUGUUCCAAGGGUCACACAGGUGGUACAGGAGGAGCAGCCAAAGAAAAAAAAGAAGGAAAGACAGGGUGUUAAAAACUUCGGCCUCCUGUCGUUCGGCUCGGAGGCGGAGGAGGACGAGGGCGAGGCGCUGGAGUACCGUGGCAAGCCCAAGUCCACGCACGACCUGUUGCAGGACCCCAAGCUUAGCAACAAGACGGCCGCCGAAUUAGAAUUAGAACAGCAGAAUAUUGAUAAUGAGACGUUAAGCAAAGAGGACCAAGAGAAGAAAGAACAGACUGCAGCAGCAGUCAGUAGUAUACGAGAUAAGUUGAGCGGUAGAAAAAGAGACAAGAGUCCGGAAGAGGACAGAGAAGACACUAAAAAGAAGAAAGAGGAUAGUGAGUCAGAAGAAGAAUACUAUUUAGGGAAAGAAAGAGAUAUACAACGACAGAAAGAGAGAGAUCGCAUUAGAAAUGAAAUAAAACAAUUGAAGAGAGAAAUGAAAGGCAACAAAGAAGCUGCUCAGGAGGAAGAGGAAAAAGAAGAGAACAGCGGGACCAAGAAGUUGGAAGAAGAGAACGAGAUGUAUAAAGCGUUUGUCGAAGAACAAGAAAAGUAUAAGAAGAUGAAAGAGAAGAUACCGAAGAAAGGAGCAGCCAGAGAAGACUUCACACUACAACUGCUGGCUAAAUUCAAGAACAAAUUGCACGCUAUAAAGGAGAAGAAGGAGAACCAAGAUGGCGCCGAAGCCGAAGCUGACAAGAAGGAUGAUGAUGAUGAUGACGACGUCAAUAACGACAAUUGGUUGGGUCACACUCUCCGCUUCGAAGACAAAGGCGCAGUCCUGGCUAAGGACGCGUCGACGAAGGGCGACGACUGGUUCGACAUAUACGACCCGCGGAACCCCAUCAAUAAGAGAAAGAGAGAGAAGUCCAGUAAGAAGAAUUGUUUCGAACGAGUGUCGAUCGGCGAGCAGCUAUGUGUUGACGCCAUCUACCGGAACGCGCCGGAACUGGGCACAAAGGAGUGCGAGCAACUCUGCAAGCAAGACACACAGUGCCAGACCUACGAUUAUGGAGUCGGCGCAAAAGGCAACGCAUCGUGUAAUCUAAGCAAGAUGAAUCUUACGGAACUCCGUGACGGUAAAAUGCUUCAGAAGCACUCUGACUACGACGUCUACGUACGGCAAGUUCAGUGCGAUCAUAAACCACUACUAACAAACCAGCAACAGACAGACAACCCUCAAAACCGUCCGAUGGGAACAGAGGAUGCGGAAAGGAAACCACUGGCAGACGAUCUUAACCCACACGAAACAACAGGGCCAGCUAGUGCCAGACCAUUCCCGUCAAAUACGAGACCUGGUUACGAUAGCGAAAGACCAGACGAUUACGACAGCUACAAACCAUCAUUCGAUGGGCCACCGUCAUACGGAAUGCACCGUCCUCAAGAGAUACCUUAUCGACCUGAAACCACCAGUUUUCACCGACCAACCCAAAACGACGAGAUGAAUUUCCAGUCCCGACCGAGUUGGAGACCACCUCGACCGAACGAUAAGAUACCAGAUAUUUAUAGACCCAACCCGUACCCUGAGUACGUUCCUGAAGUACCCCAAUAUGUCUACAUCGAGAGGCCUCAUAGGCGUCAACAAAAGCCUUCAAGUUGCAGCCAGAAUAAACCGCAGGAAUCUCUAUCUGAUCCUGCAAAUUCUGAUCGACCUAUCAGACCUGAAACACCAGAUAGGCCAACCAGACCGUAUCAACCAAGUUAUGAAAAACCUAUAGGACCACCAGAACGACCAGCUAGACCAAGCAGGCCGUAUCAACCGAGUUACUCAGGCCAAUACGCCAGCAACUAUGGUUCAUCUCAUGAUAACUCCAUAUACCUUGAAAUCAUCGAUCCACCGAGACCAAUCAGACCUAUAGUAGACGAAAAUCCUCAAAGGCCGCCUAAUUACUACUAUAAUCACGACUCUGGAUAUGGCCAGGAAGGUUUUGAUUAUUCGAGUCAAAACUACCAAGCACAACAAAGUGAUUCCCAGGACUAUUGGAAUAGUGGCUACCAGUAUAAACCUGCAAGGCCAUACAGAAACCCAUCUUUAGAUCAUGGCCCGAACUACGAGUAUGACGAAAGAUAUCGACCUGCUCGACCUAUUAGACCAAUAGAGUAUGGCCAUGAUUACAACCAAGCCUCGUACAGCGAAAGCCAUUCUAGUCAGAACUACGCUAGCAGCCAUGGUUACUAUGGUGGAAAUUAUGGUGAGGAGUAUAACCGCCGUCCCGGCCAACAAGUCAAUAAAAACCAAAGUAAUGUCGAUAGACUGUCAGACGUGAGUCAAGGUCACACAUACAGUCAAGGAGGCUAUGGAUCACAGAACGGUAAUCGCUAUUCUGACUACGGAGGCCAAUCGGUAGAAGAAAUAAACAAAUAUAACUACGAGCAUGGUAUAUACGGCACCCAUCUUGGGUAUGGCACGCAUCAUUUGUAUGGCAUCACUCCGGGGAUGUAUGGACCGACUUAUGUUAAUGACAGAAAUGAUAGGCCAAUGAAUGAUAGACCCUAUGGGGGGCGGCCUUACCAAGACUACGACAGGCGUCCGUACGGACAAGGAACCGAAUUGAAACCUAGACCAGUAGAAAAUCCGGAUCGGAAACCUAGUAAUCCAAUAGAUAAUAGAAACCAUACGAAUAGUUCUGUACAUAAUAAUUCUAGCAGACCAGACGUGAGGCCUGUGUAUGAGCAAGACGGAGAUAGGCCAUACAACGUCCCUAGCUAUUUAGUCACUUCUAACGGGAAUGUGGUAACUUCAAAGCCGGUGGCAGUCGCUGACUUCGGCUCGCGGCCAGGGUAUAGGCAAGAAGAGGCAACAUACGAAGCAUGCUUUCGUCGAGUCCUGGCCGGUAAAAGGGCUCUUAGAAGUCACGUCAGAAGAGUCAUAGACUGUGAAAGGCUUGAAGAUUGUAGAAGAGAGUGCGCCACUGAAAAAAGGUUUCCAUGCGAAAGCUUUAACUACAGAUUGGACCCGUCGUUUCGGGGGAAAGGUCUCUGCGAGUUGAUGACAAAGCCGAUAGAAGCUUUCGAUCUUCGCACAGAUUUCGUCGACGACAAAGAUUACGAUUUCUACGAACUCGACCGUAACAGCUUGGAACCUUACUGCCCCAAUACGCUAAGAGGCCCGGGGCUCUUGCACUCUGGCUACCUGUCUUCCAAACCUGAGAAAGGAUCGUAUAAGAACGACUAUGGAGAUAGAAGUUGGAGUAGCGAGUAUGACCAAAGUAGCUAUAGGGGGUACAAAAGGCGUUACGACAACCAAAUCAUACCAUACCAAAUCGGCAUACCAAACGAACGCGAUAGGACUAAAUACAGCGACUACGGUAGCUACGGCGGCUAUAACAGCUACUACAAGGAUAGAAACGACUACCACAAAUCUAUGAACUACUGGAGCAUUGAAGAAGACAGGCCCUACUAUGGAGUGAAACCGUAUACUGAGGCUCAGGACUUCGACUAUUAUAGUUUAGGCAAGAAGAAUUGGAGGAACCAUGAGUAUGGCUACGGAACGUGGAAUGCUUGGAACAAUUCGGAGUACGCUUCGAGCUACGAUCGAGUUGGUACUCGACCGAGUUACGAUCGACCAUAUUAUGAGGCGCCGUACUAUGUUGAAGCUGAGGGCAGAAGCGAUGAGCCUGAUGAAGACUGCCUUUCCCGUCGGCACGCGGGCAUGUCUCUAGGAGUGGCGGCUAUCAAGCGGGCGCUGCACGUCCACAAUGUGCUUGGGUGUGAAGCCGCCUGCUUCUCGGAGACCAGCUUCAAAUGCGUCUCUUAUAGCUUCAAGUAUUCUACCCCCGUCGGCGCCGACAACUGCUUCCUCAGCGAGCGGCCAUACACCGGGCUGGUGAUGUCGGCUGACAGCGCGUCUGACGUGUAUGCGAUGCCGGAACAUAUUUGUAGCGCUGUCAGCACCAAGCCUUGGGUUGAGAGUGAAUGCUUCUGGCACGUCCGCUCCGGUACGGCCGUAGCCGGUUACGCUGUGAAGGCGGCGCUUACCGUGACAGGCCUCGGCGCGUGCGAGGCGGAAUGUAUCAGAGCUGCCGGCUUCUUCUGUCGAGGGUUUAGUUUUAGAUUCGACAGCCCAACAAUUGGUGACGACCUAGAGAACUGCCUUCUAACAUCAACACCGCCUACGUCACUGGAGACGGGCAGCGGUCUCCGGCCUAACGCAGGGCACGAGUUGUACGCGCGAGGCAACUAUGGCCGCGGCUGCGAACCCGUGUACGACGAUAUGAGCAGGAAAGAGUCUGAAUGCUACCUGCAAUACGACAGCUCGGCGCGUCUACGUACGGGUGCGGUAUCGGGGCGGGCGCGCACACACUCCCGCGCGGACUGCGCCGCCGCCUGUGCGGGCGCGCCAUUCCACUGCCGCAGUUUCAGCUACAGUGAAAAGACGCCACCAGCUUUGGACAACUGUCUUCUGUCUCAAAUUCGCCUAUCGGAUCUACAAAAAGGAGUCGACUAUGAAUACUUCAGAGGCUCUCUGCUGUUUUCUUUCGACAUAUUUAAUGGGCGAUGUAUGAAGAAAAUUCAUCCAAAAGGAUUCAGACCUUCAGUACCGAUACCCGAAAUUCCGCAUCCACCUCUGGACUCUCCUUACGAAAUCACGUACCCAGGCACCGGACCUGAAGAUGAACCGCCUCCCUCAGAAGUAUACAUAUCUGGUCCACCGAGCGGCCCAACCGGCGUUGAGUAUCCACCCGUCCUCAGAUCUAGACCAAGCUACCCUAAACCGAGCACUAUAUUAAGACCUGUUUAUGUUGAGGAAUAUCCCAGUGGUCCUCCCAGCGGUCCUCCCAGCGGACCAAUCGGCCCAAGUGGAGGAGGACCAGUCAUAUACGAUGACGUGGAGCCCAGUGGUCCUAUAGGACCGCCAGUCGGUCCUUCGAGCUAUGCUGGUCCUUCGAGCUAUGUUGGUUCUUCGAGCUACCCCGGUAUACCUUCGGAUAUCAGGCAUAGGAAUUCUGGUUAUUUACCAUCUCCAGAUUACGAUACGGGCUUCAAACCCAGUUUCCCUCCCAAGGUCAGGCCGAGUUAUGGACCCUACCCGAACGAUAUUGAUCAUGGGUAUAAGCCAGGGUAUGCCGGCCAGUCCUCGUACAGCCCGAGACCAUACGGAAAGUAUGAUUAUGGUUCCUACAGGCCGACCAAACCAAAAACUCCAGUGUACGAAGAUGACGAAACAUUGGUAUCUUGGCAGCACUACACAGUAUCCGGAUUUCCGUGCAGGAAAGGAACAGUUUGCGCCCAAAACGUUAUCACCAAGCAUUGGGCGUGCGAGCCGGAAGGCGGAGAAAUUGGUGCUUGGGACUACUGUUGCGCGCCCUCCCACCGCUGCGGCUACAGUGAAGGGUUUCAGAAGCCUUGGUGCUACGUCGGUUCUACCAAGGAGCAAUGGCGGCCGUGCAGCGAAAAGUAUUACCCAUACCAUCGCUCCAUCGCGCCGGCACAGCAAUAUGACAGAGAGGCAAUUCGCCCUCGGCCAGACCAACCCAGUGACAAGAAUAGCUACGUCUCCGACGCUACUACUAGAUACCAGUCGUACCUUCCCGAAGCCGAUAAGAAGUAUUGGGAUGAUCUCUAUGAAAACGGCCCCAGAGCAUACUAUGACGCUUAUGGAAAUCCUUUACCAGGUUAUUCUCGCGUUCCAAUGGAAGAGACUUCUCAUGUAAAGUAUCAGAGGAAUACACCCAGACCUAAUUCCGGAAAUUGGGUCAAAGUGGAGCAAGAAGAUGAUAUUCCACAGAAAGGAUUGGGAGCCCCCAGGUACUGGCCUGUGGCAUACCUACAUAAAGGCCCACCACCCAACAUGACCUACUUUAAAUACAAUGAAACGACAACAACUGAAAAAUAUCUUCCAACUCCUGUCCACACCGAAAGCGUUAGAAUUGAAAGAACAACGGAAAAUUAUUCCGAGUCUAGAACUUAUGCUAGAGUUGAUAACGAACAAGAUUUGAGGAAGGAUGAACAGAUAAAUAAACAAGAUAAUAAAUAUAUUUAUGUCAAUAACGCAUCACAAAGCACUCACAAGCCAACUACAACAUCACGUCCCAAUGAAACAAUACUAACAGAAAAUUCAAAUGAUGAAAAUAAUUCAAGUACAAUAAAAAAUGUGUACAUUUCUCCCGAACAAUUCCGAGCAAACAAUGAUAACUCAAAAGGCAUAGACGACAAACUAAUUGACUUCUCGAAAUCCAUAGAAGUAGUAGAUUUGAACGAUCGAAAGAAUUACAAAACCUUGGAAGCUGAAGAGAAGCAAAUCGAAGCCAUAGGAAGGCUUCUCGCAUCGAGGAGAGCGACCAAGCUAGUUAUACAUAAGAGAUCACAAAACGACUUGGAAUCUAGAAACGUUGUUGCUGACAAGAACACGGAUUUUAACUUUAGAAAUCGUUUCCCGACAUCCAAUGCUGAAAGAAAAGGAGUGAUACAAAAAAUCACCAAAGAAGAAAUAGAAAAAGAAAAACUAUUGAAGGACAAAAGUUUAGAAGUCAGCGAAACGACUUACGUGAGACCACCGAGAGUGUUGAGUACGACAGAAAAUAUACGUAAAGCAAUCAUUAACGGUAAAGUAUAUUAUGACGCAACAAUAAGAGAUCAAAGAGAUCUGUUUUUGAAUUCGACAAGGAAACCAAAAAAUAUCAGUCUCAAUAACAACAAAGCGCCGUCUAUUAUACCUAAUGUUAGCUUGAAGAAGAAUAUCAGAACUAGAAGUCCUAAUCCAGUGAGACGAGUAAAAAGAGUGUACAAGAAGAGAUAUAACCCAGAAGAAGUAAGAAGAAGGCUGCUAGAGCGAGAAAGGAAUAAGCAAAACGUAACAGAUGAAGAGAGCUAAAAUCCGAUUUUAAAUACAUAAGUAAUUAAUAGUUUUGAUACUGCUCUAUAGUGUAUAAGUUUUACAUUGUCAAUUCGACUAAAAAAACUUUUGGUCGAUUUGACGAUGAAGUAGUAUUUUAAAUUACUCUAAAUUAUUUUAAGUUCUGU
Messenger RNA from Aricia agestis (brown argus), 7673 nucleotides. RefSeq lists its product as uncharacterized. The coding region runs from base 148 to 7524 and encodes 2458 amino acids. The record is from RefSeq and is a predicted model, not a curated record. Gene Ontology annotation, biological process: protein peptidyl-prolyl isomerization; protein folding. Lineage: Eukaryota; Metazoa; Arthropoda; Insecta; Lepidoptera; Lycaenidae. Gene Ontology annotation, molecular function: peptidyl-prolyl cis-trans isomerase activity. Gene Ontology annotation, cellular component: catalytic step 2 spliceosome. The transcript is spliced from 30 exons.